This is a messenger RNA of Arabidopsis arenosa, 2141 nucleotides long. Lineage: Eukaryota; Viridiplantae; Streptophyta; Magnoliopsida; Brassicales; Brassicaceae. The record is from the annotation of a GenBank genome assembly.
CUAUCUCUCAGUCGUCCUGAGCUCACUGAAGGGUUCCUGCUUGGCUUGCUUAUGAACUUUUGCUUGUGGAGUUGAAAAAUAUCUGCAAAUGUCAAGUUUACUUAAUUCCUCAAUAAACGGGUCUAACUCGAAUUUGUCAGACGGUUCAGGGAGAACGUUUACUUCUUCUUUCUCCGGUCAGUCUGGGGCAGCUUCUCCAGCUUUCCAUCAUGCUGGAUCUAUUCAGGGCCUUCAUAAUAUACAUGGAAACUUUAAUGUUCCCAACUUGGCGGGAAGUCUUGGAUCCAGAAAUUCAAGUCUAAACGGUGUUCCUUCUGCUGGUGUCCAACAACAAAAUGGAAGUAUUUCGAAUGGAAGAUUUGCAUCCAGUAAUAUUCCGGUUGCACUCUCUCAGAUAUCUCAUGGUAGCUCCCAUGGACACUCAGGACUCACUAAUAGGGGAGGAUUGGGAGUUUCUCCAAUUUUGGGAAAUGCAGGUUCUCGAAUGACGAGUUCUAUGGGGAAUAUGGUUGGUGGAGGCACAAUGGGUAGGACUUUGAGCUCUGGUGGAGGAUUAUCGAUUCCGAGUCUUGGUUCGCGGCUAAAUCUGGCAGUAAAUAGCGGAUCCGGAAAUAUUGGACAAAAUCGCAUGAUGGGUGGGGUCUUGCCACAAGGAUCUCCGCAGGUUCUUUCGAUGCUAGGAAAUUCUUACCCUUCAGCUGGAGGACUUUCCCAAAAUCAUGUUCAAGCAAUGAACAGUCUAAGCUCUAUGGGGUUGCUGAAUGAUAUGAACUCCAACGACACUUCUCCGUUUGAUAUUAAUAAUGAUUUUCCUCAGCUCACAAGCCGCCCCACCUCUGCCGGCGGUCAAGGACAAUUGGGGUCUCGAUUGAAACAAGGCCUUGGAAUCAGCCCUAUAGUUCAGCAAAACCAAGAGUUCAGCAUCCAAAAUGAAGAUUUUCCAGCAUUGCCAGGAUAUAAAGGUAGUAAUGCUGAUUAUCCAAUGGAUUUGCAUCAUAAAGAACAACUCCAUGAGAACUCAGUUUUAAUGAUGCAAUCUCAACAAUUAUCUAUGGGAAGGUCUGGUGGGUUUAACUUAGGUGGAGCAUAUACAUCACACCGUCCUCAACAACAGCAACAACAUGCUCAAGCUGUGAGUAGUAGUGGUGUUUCCUUACAUGGGUCUGACAUCUUCUCAUCUUCGCAUCCGUCUUACCACUCGCAGAUUGGUGGACCUCCGGGUAUUGGAUUAAGAUCUAUGAAUUCUGCAAAUUCUGUCACUGGGAUGGGUACUUAUGACCAGCAGCUCAUCCAGCAAUAUCAGCAACAACAGAACACAUCCCAGUAUCGCUUGCAGCAGAUGUCAGCUGUUAGCCAACCUUUCAGAGAUGGGGGAUUAAAACCAAUGCAGGCGACACAGUCAAAUCCUGAUCGGUUUGGCUUGCUCGGUUUGCUCAGUGUGAUAAAGUUGAGCGACCCUGACUUGACGUCUUUGGCCCUUGGUAUUGAUCUGACAACACUGGGGUUAAAUUUGAACUCAACAGAAAAUCUUCAUAAGACUUUUGGCUCGCCUUGGUCCAAUGAACCCUCUAAAGGUGAUCCAGAAUUCAGUGUACCGCAGUGUUACUACGCAAAAAACCCUCCACCUCUACAUCAAGGGCUCUUUGCAAAAUUAUUGGUAGAAACAUUGUUUUACGUAUUCUAUAGCAUGCCGAAAGAUGAGGCGCAACUAUAUGCGGCAAAUGAACUUUACAAUAGGGGUUGGUUCUACCACAAAGAACACAGGUUGUGGUUCAUUAGAAUCGGAGAACCUCUCGUGAAAACAAAUGUAUAUGAAAGAGGAUCAUAUCACUGUUUUGAUCCAAACUCAUUUGAGAUCGUUCAAAAGGAAAAUUUUGUUCUCUAUUACGAGAUGCUGGAAAAAAGACCAUCCCUAUCUCAAGAUUCUCAACAUUGAGUGUAAACUUUGCCGCCUUCAGUAUUAUAAUGUAACUUUCCUACCAAAGUAUCCAUUGGUUAGGAAAUCCAUAGAACAGGAACCAGUAUCCAACAUGUAUCUUUCUCGGAUUUUAGAUUUUUGGUUUAUUUAACUCCUGGUAACUUUUGUUGUUCAUAUAUAGCUGAAAUUUCUUCAAGCUAUAGAUUAAACAAUGCAUAUUUCU